This is a messenger RNA of Selaginella moellendorffii, 850 nucleotides long. RefSeq lists its product as uncharacterized. The transcript is spliced from 7 exons. The coding region runs from base 200 to 850 and encodes 216 amino acids. The record is from RefSeq and is a predicted model, not a curated record. Lineage: Eukaryota; Viridiplantae; Streptophyta; Lycopodiopsida; Selaginellales; Selaginellaceae.
CUUAUCACCUUCUUGGAAAAGCCUCUUGUAGGACGCAAACACCGUCAUGAACGACUUCGACUUCAUGAAAUCGUCUCCUCAAGAGUGGAGAAAGGGAAAGAGCGCGCUCUACGGAGUUCUCUGAGAGGGUGUUUAUAUAUUAAGCUUCCGUGAAUCGAAUAUCUAUGAUGUUGUUCUCAAAGGACGAACUUCUGGGAAAAUGCAUCCCACUCACAGCGAGCUUUCUUCUUCUUCUCAAAGGCUUCGAGUUUCUUGGCUGCGCAGUGCUUGUAGGACUUUGGUGUCUCCAUCGCAACGUUUGAACGAUGUGCGUGGAAUCAAGCAACAGUUUCUACGUGAGCGGUUCCGAGCGAACGACCGAUCCUGUGCGUCUGCCCGUGCAAACUCGAAGAAAUCACCGCAAGUAAAACAGGCUUGUGAUGGGAACUUUUUCCACUUGGUACCAGGUUUUAUAAAAAUCACUCCACUGGAGGCCAGAUUGGUGGGCUUCGAUUCUUCGCUUUGGUGGGUUUUCGCUUUGUUGGUGGUGGUGCUGGUGGUGGCGCUGAUGAUGACCAGCAAAGCAUCCACGAGCAGUGUUUCGUUUCUCCUUGGAAUUUCCAAGAGGCGCUUUCCAGAUUUGAUGUCGAGGCUAUCGAGUUCUCUGGGAUCCUUUACGCAAUCAUUGUUCUUACACUUAGUAAGUUUUCUAGAUUUCAUUCAUUUGGAGGUCUUUGUUCUUCCAGGAUUUUCUAUCGAUUUCUAUUCUUUGGAAUUAAGCAAUCGUUGCUCGUCUAUUUCCAACAUUUUCGAGAGUUUCUUUGUCAAAAUAGCGCGCGAAUGUUUGAAUUCUAAAAGCCCUACUAUUUAA